AUGACUGGUCAUCUGAAGCACCUAAUAAAGUGUCGCCAGAAAGCUUUAAAAGAUAACUGUCCUACACAGUUUAAAUUUUAUCGUAACCAAGUUAAUAGAGAGAGGAAACGUAUUAAAGCUAAAUACUAUGAAUCAAAAGUAAAAGACCUUAAAAAUAUAGAGCCAAAGAAAUGGUGGUCCGAGUGUAAAAAGUUAUGUGGAAUGUCAAAGCCAAACAUUAAUAUUGCCUCCAAACUUUUAGACGAAUCACAGACAAUCGAGGAUAAAGUAAACCUGGCCAAUGAAAUCAAUUUAGCUUUCCUAGAACCCCAGAAAA
Paramuricea clavata is the source of this 316-nucleotide messenger RNA. NCBI's taxonomy places the organism in Eukaryota, Metazoa, Cnidaria, Anthozoa, Malacalcyonacea, Plexauridae. The record is from the annotation of a GenBank genome assembly.